Stylonychia lemnae is the source of this 2523-nucleotide messenger RNA. The record is from the annotation of a GenBank genome assembly. Lineage: Eukaryota; Ciliophora; Spirotrichea; Sporadotrichida; Oxytrichidae.
AUGGAGCAAAGUUUUCUAAAUCUUGUAUAGGCUUAGAUCAAUUAUAAAGCCAGUAAAUCUCCAGAUUUAACUACCCUGAGACACCAAAGAAAAAUUCAACCAAAUGCUAAAUACGGGGUAGAUUUAAAUCUAACUAAUGUGAGCCCAGCAUAGAAGAAUGAGGGACUAAUAAUAACAAACACUCCAGCUUUAAAUAGCAAUAAGGGUAAAAAUUUCUCAACUGGAAGAGAUCUGAACAGAAUCCCAAAACGGAACAUUAAAAAACCGUAAGGUGAUAUUAGCUUCAAUCCUAUAACAAUAGUAUCCUAGAUCAACAAUAGCAACAAUAAUAAUUGUACUGGGGCAUAAACUGAAUAGUAAAGAUCUAAAAUUGACAUGACAAUCCCAAUUUUUCGUAGUCCAAUUAUUAGAAAGAACAGUAUAUAUCAACCACAACCUUCAAUAGAGGAUUAUUAGUCUCGAAAUAACAUGAAGGAUUAAGAGUUUAACGAUCGAGGUGAGUAGAGCUCGAUUCAAAGUAGUGGUGGUGGACAUGUUAGUGCGAUGACAAAUAAUACUGGGGGUAAUAUGCAUAAACCAAAUAUGAAGGCAGGAGACCAAGGACUCAACUACUUCUUCCCAGAUGUAAAUUUAAAGAACCGAGACUAGACAAGGAAGUAAAGUGGAAAUAUCAAAGCACAAUCUCCUCUUUAUCUUCAUCAUCAUAUUCAAAAUGAUGAGUCAGUAGUGUUGAACAAAUCUGGGUUCGAGUCUCAUGGAGCUAAUCUCACUACUAAUGCAAGCUUAACUUCCAACAACAUCUAUGAAUUUAACAAGAGUCCUUAUGUUAUUAACAAGAAUAAGUCAAACUUGCACAGAAGAGAAAUGUAUUAUGAUCGGAAUAAGAUAAAUUCUAAUAUCAAUGAAAAUCAAAAUGCUCUUUCAAUAAAUUAAAGUAGUAACUUAAGUCAUGAUAGUAAUACAUCUCCAUCCUUGCAAACAACAAGAACUGCUUUACUUAAGUUGAAGGAAAGCAUGACAUCAAAUAAUCAAUAAAAUAAUGGUUUCUAAGACAAUUAGUAAUCAAACCAAAUUCUUCCUCAAUAAUUAAAAAUUCUAGAAAAAUACAAAUUUAAGAUGCCUUAAGAUAAACAAAUAUAGUAAUAUAUGGACAAUCAAAAAAUUCCUUAAAAUAACAGCUUUAAUAUCCAUUAAUUAUUGAUGUAUCUGGGCAAGCUUCAAAUGAACUCACCCUCCUCCAAGAAAGAUAUUAAUUUUCCUACUAAUAAUAGUAACAAUAAGAGUAUCAUUUAAAUGAGUUCUAUCGCAACAUACUUAGAUUAAACAUUAUCUAAGUUAAAGGGUAGAAAACCCAAUCAAAGAAAUCUUAAACCUCUAGAUAACUAGGUUUUGCUAAGAUUCUAGGAACAGUUAGCAAGUCAAAUGAAGAAUUUUCAGAAUAAAAACAGAGAUCACUCUCCUGAUGAAGCAAUCACUGAAAAUCAAUAAGCAUUAAGUACAAGUAAAGUCCUAGAUCUUUAAAAUGAAGUAAACUUCGAUGAUUUGACUUAAGAGGACAGAUUUUAUUUGAUAAAAUAACUAGAAGACAUUUAGUAAAACAUAAGGUAUCAAUUAGAUGGGUCUCCUUAUAUUUUCCAAGACUUUGAUGAUGAUGGUUAGUAUGCGGCAGAAGAGUACUAUAGUGAAAAUGAUAUAUCUCCCUUACAAAGUUUUAAAGUUGGUGAGUCAUUCAAUAAAACAAUAAAAGAUCAGCAUAGAAAAUAACUAGAAAUAAUAAAGGAUGAAGAAGAGGAUGAAGAGGACAAGGAAUCUGUGAUUAAGAUAAAUAUUAAGGUUGAUCCUACAUUGAAUUAUUCAGGCGAGACUUUUGAUCAAAGAUCCCCAACACAGAAAAAAUAUAGAUAGUAAGAUAUGUAAGAAAAUUAUUUGGGAAACAUCCAGUCAUAGGGUCAACUUAGGAAAAUACUGAAUGAAAGAAAAAUAAAAAAAUCUAUUUCUCUUGUAGAUAUUAAUGACGAGGAUGAUGAAAUCAUAAUUGCAGACAACUAUAAUAUGAAAGGUGACUAAUCAUAAAACAUUAGCGAAAUACCCAAGCAAGAAUUAGAAAAUCUUAAAAACGCUAUUAUAGAACCAGAUGAUCUCAGAAGUAGAAAUAACUAGAUACCCCUUUUUACAGAUACUUAGUAAUCAAGAGUAAUAAUUAUGAGCAAUAGAAAUACUAGUGGAUUAAAGAAUGAUUCUUAGAUGUUGAAUCAUAAUUAUCUUUUGCAGCAAGUAGCAGCCUAGAACAUUUCAACAUUUGGGAAGCAAGCUAGCUUUGUAAAUGUGAAUCCAAAGAUAUUUUAAUUCAAUUAGAUUCAUGGUCGAUUAUCUCCGAUGAUUAGGCAUGAAAUUCAAGAUAGAAAAAUAUCAGAGGAGGAAGAAUCUCAGGUACUUUUUCAAAGUAAAAUUUUAAAUACGUUUGAGAGAAGCCCUAGGGAUUCUAAGAUCUAUCAUGCAUAAAAUGAUGCGAGAUAGUAAUGA